UCUAAACUUGGCUGAAGGCCGGUAGCCAGAUCGGGCUGUUUUAUAUACUUUGUUGUACUGCCUGCCUGCCUUGCUUUUGCAACUGUCCCAUAGAGCUUUGUACGAGCUCAACUGCCCGGGAGAGGAGUCAGUGGGGAAAAAAUCUAUGUUGCUUGGUGGUAGCUGAUUGCAUCCCAGUUUCUGCCAAGUCAGUAACUUCAGUAAGCUCCCUCCGCCCCCCCCACCUCCCUCCACCCCCUCCAAACUGCAGGAUUCUGUUCUGGAUGAAAAUAACUUGUGGUUUCGAGAGAGUAGAAUUGGUUGGUACGGAUCGCCAGUGUGCACGGUCUAUUGUUUGAAAGCUGCACUUAAAACCCAGAAUGAAGAUGAAAACGGCAUACGGAUGAGUGAGUCCGAUGAGUGUCGGUGUCGGUGCUGAGCGGAGCGGCUCGCGGCUUUGGGCGCGGGGAUGAGCGGGCACGGGGGCUGCUCGGCCACUCGGCGCUGAGGCGCCGUCUCCGCCGCACGGAAACGUGCCGAGGACGCCGCGACCCAUGGGCUUGUCAGGGUGCGCUUCUGGAGUCGAAGAAACCGUCUAGCGCAAAAAAGGUAGCCACACACAACUUUGGGUUCACUGAAUUAUGGAAAUUUUGUGGAAGACGGUGACUUGGAUUUUGAGCCUAGUCAUGGCCGCUUCGGAGUUUGACAGUGACACAAGGCUUUCUUACAGUUCACAAGAGGAAUUCCUUUCUUACCUUGAACAUUAUCAGCUAACGGUUCCUGUCCGAGUGGACCAUAACGGAGAUGACCUGAACGACAGUGAGAAAAACUAUAGGCAUUCAAGGCGAAGGAGAAGUUCGGAUGUUACACCCCGAGAACCAGCCGAUUCUAAAUUAUUUUACAGACUGUCUGCCUAUGGAAAGCACUUUCAUUUAAACUUAAGUUUAAACACUAAUUUAAUCUCCAGACAUUUUAUCGUAGAAUAUUGGGGGAAUGAUGGUCCAGAAUGGAAACACGAUUUUAUUGAUAACUGCUAUUACGUGGGAUAUGUAAAGCAUGAGCACAGCACUACAAAAGUGGCUGUAAGCAACUGUAAUGGUCUGCAUGGUGUUAUUGUAACAGAAGAGGAUCAGUAUUUUAUUGAGCCAUUACAGAAUAUAUCCAAGGACAAUAACAGUGACCAUAAAUAUGGCGAAGGCCACCCUCAUGUUGUUUACAAGCGUUCCUCCAUUCGACAAAGACACCAGACCAGCAUGUCAAACUGCGGAGUUCUAGAAGACCACACACGAAGAAGAAAGCCUUGGUGGUUAAACGAUCUCUCAGCUGUUUCAACCUCGUUGCCAAAUAACAGAACUACAAAUAGUCCCCAUCGACAAAAGAGAUCAGUAAGCCUUGAGCGCUUUGUGGAAACUCUGGUAGUGGCAGACAAAAUGAUGGUGGGAUACCAUGGCCGUAAGGACAUCGAACAUUAUAUCCUGUCUGUAAUGAAUAUUGUUGCCAAACUUUACCGUGAUUCCAGUCUAGGAAAUGUUGUGAACAUUAUUAUCACUCGUCUGAUUGUUCUUACUGAAGAUCAGCCAAACUUGGAGAUAAAUCAUCAUGCAGACAAGUCCUUGGACAGCUUCUGUAAAUGGCAGAAAUCCAUUCUUUCUCACCAAAAUGAUGGAAACACCAUUCCAGAAAAUGGGAUUGCUCAUCAUGAUAACGCUGUUUUAAUUACUAGGUAUGACAUCUGCACCUAUAAAAAUAAGCCUUGUGGAACUCUGGGCUUGGCCUCAGUGGCUGGAAUGUGUGAGCCUGAGCGAAGCUGCAGCAUCAAUGAAGAUAUUGGCUUGGGUUCAGCAUUCACAAUUGCACAUGAGAUUGGUCACAAUUUCGGCAUGAACCAUGAUGGAAUUGGAAACUCCUGUGGGACGAAAGGUCAUGAAGCAGCAAAGCUCAUGGCAGCUCACAUUACUGCCAACACCAAUCCAUUCUCCUGGUCUACGUGCAGCAGAGAUUAUAUCACCAGCUUUUUGGAUUCUGGGCGUGGAACUUGUCUGGAUAACGAACCACCAAAGCGUGAUUUUCUUUAUCCAACAAUAGCACCAGGACAGGUGUAUGAUGCUGAUGAACAGUGUCGGUUCCAGUAUGGCACAACAUCACGACAGUGUAAAUAUGGGGAAGUGUGCAGAGAGCUCUGGUGCCUCAGUAAGAGCAAUCGAUGUGUAACCAACAGCAUCCCUGCAGCUGAAGGUACUCUAUGCCAGACAGGAACUAUUGAAAAAGGGUGGUGUUAUCAAGGAGAAUGUGUACCUUUUGGUUCUUGGCCUCAGAGUGUAGAUGGGGGCUGGGGACCAUGGUCCAUAUGGGGAGAAUGCAGUAGGACAUGUGGGGGAGGAGUCUCCUCAUCUCUAAGGCACUGUGACAGUCCAGCGCCUUCUGGUGGAGGGAAGUACUGCCUUGGAGAAAGAAAGCGAUAUCGCUCUUGUAACACUGAUCCUUGUCCAAUUGGAUCACGCGACUUUCGUGAAAAGCAGUGUGCAGACUUUGAUAAUUUACCUUUCCGUGGAAAGUAUUACAACUGGAAGCCAUACACUGGAGGUGGUGUUAAGCCAUGUGCUUUGAACUGCUUGGCUGAAGGAUAUAACUUUUACACUGAACGAUCUCCUGCAGUCAUUGAUGGAACUCGCUGUCAUGCAGACUCACUGGACAUCUGUAUUAAUGGAGAAUGCAAGCAUGUAGGUUGUGAUCACAUUUUGGGCUCUGAUGCAAAAGAAGACAGAUGUCGUGUUUGCGGCGGUGAUGGAAGCACAUGUGAAGCAACAGAAGGUUUAUUCAAUGAUUCCCUGCCUCGUGGAGGAUACAUGGAAGUAGUUCAGAUUCCAAGAGGCUCAGUCCAUAUCGAAAUACAGGAACUGGCAAUGUCAAAAAACUAUAUUGCUUUGAAAUCUGAAGGUGAUGAAUAUUACAUAAACGGUGCCUGGACUAUUGACUGGCCAAGAAAAUUUGAAGUUGCUGGCACAGCUUUCCAUUAUAAGAGACCUGCAGACGAGCCAGAGUCUUUGGAGGCAUUAGGGCCCACCACAGAAAAUUUAGUUGUCAUGGUGCUUCUACAAGAACCGAACCAAGGGAUUCAGUACAAGUUUAACGUUCCAAUCACGCGCACUGGUAGUGGUGAUACAGAAGUGGGAUUUACAUGGCAUCAUCUGCCAUGGUCAGAAUGCUCAGCCACCUGUGCUGGAGGUGCACAGAAACAAGAGGUAGUUUGUAAAAGAUUAGAUGACAAUUCCAUUGUGCAGAAUAGUUAUUGUGACCCUGACAGUAAGCCACCAGAAACUCAGAGAGCUUGCAACACGGAACCAUGCCCACCAGAAUGGUUUAUUGGAGAUUGGUCAGAAUGCAGCAAAACAUGUGAUGGUGGAAUGCGUAUACGAACUGUAUUGUGCAUUAGGAAAAUUGGACCAUCUGAGGAAGAAACUCUAGAUGACAGCCACUGUCUCACCCACAGGCCGAUUGAGAAAGAGCCCUGUAAUAAUCAGUCCUGUCCCCCGCAGUGGGUUGCGCUGGAUUGGUCUGAGUGUACUCCCAAAUGUGGCCCAGGAUUUAAGCAUCGAAUUGUUUUAUGUAAGAGCAGCGACCUGAGCAAGACUUUCCCACCCUCCCAUUGCUCGAGUGAAAGCAAACCUCCAGCCCGGAUUCGUUGCAGCCUUGGGCGAUGCCCACCUCCUCGAUGGGUCACUGGAGAAUGGGGCUUGUGUUCUGCACAAUGUGGUCUUGGCCAGCAGAUGAGAACAGUUCAAUGUCUUUCGUACACUGGCCAGCCAUCUACUGAGUGUCCUGAAACCCUUCGACCACCCUCAAUGCAACAGUGUGAGAGUAAAUGUGACACUACUCCUAUCACCAAUGCAGAAGAAUGCAAAGAUGUGAACAAAGUGGCUUACUGCCCACUGGUGCUGAAGUUCAAGUUCUGCAGCAGGGCGUACUUUAGACAGAUGUGCUGUAAGACCUGCCAAGGACACUGACCCAAAGCAAGCCUCGUUAAUUCUAUCAUGGAAAAUGUGCCUGCCCUGAAUUCAAAAAGGAUCGGGAUUUGAUGUCCCACAAACUCUACCCUGUGGAAAUUGUAACCACUGGUCAGCUUCAGCUGACAAUAAUUUGCUGUUAUUUUAACUUCUGUGAAGUGGGAUUUUUUUUUAAACUAAGGUGCUGGACACAGAGUGGAGGAGAUGCCAGUUCUAAGUUUUCUGCUCAGCAACAUGAAAAACACUCAGCUGUUAAGGACACGCACGUUCACUUGAACAAAUUGAAUAGUUGGUUCAUCUCCAGGGACCAGAAAGUUAAUGUAAUAUAUAUUGGACCUAAAUAAGAGAGAACAGUUUGUAUAUGUUCAAAAGCUGAUAAAGCAGAAAAUAAUAAUUAUGUGAGCUUGCCUAGCUAAAUAAAAACUCUGAAAGAUAUGCUUUCAACACACUUUAGGAACAAUUACAAUUAUUUAUCUCUCACAACAGUGACCAAAAGAAGUUUUAUAGUAUCAACAGAUAAGUUAUUUAAUAAAAACCAAAAAUGGAACAGAUUUUUUCUGUACAUGGUGCUACAUUUCUAGUCCUUUCCACUAAAAUUCCUAUUUUCAAAACUAUGUGGUUUAAAAAGACGAUACCCCAACACUGGAAAUCUGAGUCAGAUUUGCUCCAUUUAGUAAAUGAAAGUGAAUUGAAAAAUUAUUCCAGUAAGGCUAUUGAGUGCAUCCAAAUCAAUGAAGGUUUCUUGCUGCCAACCAGACAUUGAAGUUUCAAACUUAAGUGUACAAAGUAAUUUUAACACUUUUUAAAUUUGCUAUGUUUUUCAACAAAUUAAAGGCAAACAUGGCUGAUAAUUUACCAUUGUGAAGUAAGGGAAGGCAGAGAUUUCUCAGCCAUUGCCCUCCCAAUCUAAAAGAUGCGCAGAGCCUGAAAUGUACUGCUCUAACUGCCCUUGUUUACACCACUGGUUUUGGAAUGGCUUUGUCCACACAGGCAUCUAGUUUCUUAAACCAGGCUCCGUUCAAGCAGUUCUGGUUGAGACCACCAUGCUAGGUAUAACACACAGACUAUCUGCUUUGAAAUGAGACACACCUAUCAAAAAAACUUGCAAUAAAAAAAAUGCUCCAGGUGCUUUUCUAUUUCAAAAGAGGAAACCCUUGUUUCAAAAUCAUUUUUGUGCUGCUGUCGAGAUAAAUGCAGCCAAAGAAUAUUUGGAAAAGAGAAAAUAUGAAUGAUGUUAGAAGCUUUAGUAGCACUACUCUCAGUAGGAGUAUUAGCAAUACAUUAUGUUUAGAUUUGACAAUGUAUUGUUUACCUGAAAUAAUAUUUAAAUGUGAAACCACAUAGUAUUUGUACACUAAAGGUAAAACCAGACAUGAUUCCAAAGCCCAGUGCUUGCAAAGUAAAUGGCCUAGCUUGAUUAAAGACUCAAUAUGGAGGUAAUAAAAGAGGAUACUUGUUCAUAUUACUAUAGUACUUGAACACUUGCAAGCUGCAGCAAGUACUUAAUGAAUGUGCAUUUGUGUUGAACUGUGCCUCUUUUGUCUAGUGCAAUGAACCUAUCGUAAGUGAGAAUAUUUGUAAAUCAUUGUGUACAAAAUCCAUUAACAUGCAAAACAGGGCACUUUUCAUCAGUUAAGUGAGAUUCUGUAGAUUUUGAAUGAAACAAAUUUUUAGUAGAGUACAUUUAUUUUCAUUUCAAAGGAAUUAUUUUAAAGUAAUUUUCGUGAAAAAUGUGAUUCUUUAAAAUAAAGAAAACUAACUAGCUAAUUACACAUCAGCUAAAAUACUUAAUCAGCAAGGAUGUGAUUUGUUACACAACAAUGUACAAGUUAAUAAUUUCCUCUAAUGGCAUCUUGCACAGGAAAUUGUCAUUUUGCAUAUUUUUAUGAAGUCAUAUGUACGAAAAAAACCUUUUCAGAUGUACAGUAAAUGCAGAGCAACAUAAGUUUUUGACAAUCUAUAUAGGAUGUUGUGCUGCACACUCAGUCAUAAUCAUGAAAAUCUUGUCUGUCACCUACUACCUCUGGACAGUAUUUUUAAACUGCUUUCUUCUAUAAUACAACUGGCCUUGCCAAUGAGGUGCUUGUUCAAAUGCCUAUAAUUGGACUUGCUUACAAACUAGUUCCAUAUAUUGGACAUCAUCUUGAAUAAAACUAAUCAGUCUACCUUGGUGCUGUCAUGCCUUGAGAAAUCUGAGCUAUCAUAAAGGGAACAGUGUUGCUAUGACAAUCCCAAGAACCAGUGCUUAAUACUCCAGGGCAUGACUCUUUUAAUCAAUAAAUAUUUCACUUUAACAAAGAACUAUGAUUAACUAAUUCCUCUUUACCUCAGAUUAUGUAUUAACAUUGCAAGACUUGUUUCCAUGGAUUGGUUUGUUUAUUGUUUUGUGGUACUGGUGCUAUAUUACAAGGGAGUUGAAUGCACAUAUCUACACUAUAAGAGAGCACUGACAGUGGAAUUAAUGCAACUCCCUCAACCUCUAUUGGAUAACAUUAUCAAAGGGAAAAGGAUACAAAAAACAAAUUAAUAAACCAAGAAAAUAAAUUUUCAACUGGGACCCAAAUAAAAUGGACAGAAAUUAGAUCAGAAAGUGUUUAAAUAGCACAGUUUAUUGCUGCUGCUACCUUGUAGCCACCUUAAUAUCAAAGACUGAAUCCUUUGUAGUUCUCAAGCUGAUAACAGUUAAUUGUUUAAACUGUAAAGGAAUUUGACAGGCCUGCCAUACUGAGAAGAACACUACUUUGUAGCCAGUACAAUGAAGAGCCCAAGGCAGACACUACAGUAUUAUCAGCAUCUGGUCAUAUAGACUAAGAAAGGGCUUGUUCACAGAAAUACCCCCAAGGUGCAUACUUCAUGGAGCGGUACAUUUAAUUAUGGACUCUAUUAAUCACUGAAUGUCACAUAAAUAUCCUUAUCCAGAAUGGAACUAGCAUUGUAUUAUUGUGAUUAGUUGCUUAUAUUUUACAUUCAGUAUUAAUGUGGUACACUGUUAUUAAAUAUUUCCUUUUUGGUAAAUUAUAUGCUAAUUUAUUGCCAUGUUUCAUGACACUUGUUCUCCAUUCAUUUCACUACGUAUAUUGAAAGUUAAUGCUGAAUGCAGUGAAAUGGUGUUCUGUAUUUGUGACACAGGACUGUUUUUCUUUGGUAAUUUAAAACAAUAAAAGUGCAG
Mobula hypostoma (lesser devil ray) is the source of this 7152-nucleotide messenger RNA. It is a transcript of the gene adamts6, whose product is annotated as ADAM metallopeptidase with thrombospondin type 1 motif, 6. Bases 621 to 3983 code for a protein of 1120 amino acids. Gene Ontology annotation, molecular function: metalloendopeptidase activity. The transcript is spliced from 25 exons. The record is from RefSeq and is a predicted model, not a curated record. Lineage: Eukaryota; Metazoa; Chordata; Chondrichthyes; Myliobatiformes; Myliobatidae. Gene Ontology annotation, cellular component: extracellular matrix. Gene Ontology annotation, biological process: extracellular matrix organization; proteolysis.